AUAAUUAUGAGACUGUGAGCAAGCUGGCGUGCUUGAUAAUGUAUGGCUCCUUAUUUAUCUCAGUUUACCUGAUGGCUUCAUAUAUGACCAAGACAUCCAGACAGGUUUGCAGGUUGCUGGCAUAGCAGAAGUUUGGGCAGUAUGUGUGUCAGAAGUAGAAAUCACCUGUCUCACAGCUACUCCUUAUGCUGCUGAUUCAGAGGAGUCUGUGCAUAGCCUGUAAAACUUCCUUUCUUAUUAGGGAUAAUAUGAUAAUGGGAUAAUUCCUCUUUGUGAAGUGAUCAGAUACAAAAGGAUACAGAGGUUGUAAAAAGGGAGAAAUCCAGUUACACUGUUUAUUAAUUUCAGGUACAAAAUUAGAGCCUACUCUUUGCCACUCAAAUGCAUACAUCAUUACUCAUUACAUGUGAACCUUGGUAUACUCCCUAUUUCAUAGAUUUCCUAACCGAAGAACAUUCUGUUUGGAUCCAAUUAACUUUUACAGCUGUUUUUCCUGCAACAGUCAAGUAAUGAACCUGUUACUUUUUUUAAUCUGCCCUAAAAAACAUGCAUAAUGUUCUUGCCACAAAAAAAGGAUACAAAAGUGGUACAUCAAGCUGCAGAAUAACAUGAUAUUCUUACACAGAGUAAAUACAGUUUCCUUUAGAAUUUUCUUGAAUGCAACCUAGUAAUAAACUCUUAAAUUGAUUCUUACACAAGUUUUCAGAUUAUGAAAUACUUGUAAACACAAAAUUCAGUUUAUGUUGGACUUCGCGUCAAACUUACGUCCCCAGUCUUGAUUGUGAAUUGGAUCUAAAUUGAUGAAAUUAUUUGAAAGAUAUUAAUAGCAUUUUAUUGCUGAAGCUAGGCAAGAACAGUAAAAGUAUUCCAGCUAUCCCAGCUAUUAGAUCGCCUGAUCUUUCUGACCUUUUCUGGGCCAGGAUAUGAAACCUAAGGAGGAGACAGAACAAGAGGCUAGAAUUAUCUAGGGCCUAGAUUAAAAAAAAUAAAUAUAAUGUUCAGACACUGAGCACCUUUUAAGGUUGUUAUGUUCCUACUUGUUUUCAUUUGGAAAUUAAAAGCUUAAGUUCUCUUUUUUAGUACCUGAGUCACAGCACAGACUAGCCCAGUCAACACAAGCAAUGAAUAAUCAUUAUCUUUUUUCAUGGGAUAUUAACCAGUUGUCUCAUUUCAUUCCUCCGUGGCAGUGUGCCUAAAUUCACAGAAGUCUAAAGUCUGUCUCCACACACCCUUCCCCUGCCCUGAGUUCCCUGAUGCAGCUGUUCCCAUGUAUUGUCUGCUUCUGUUUGGCACUGGUACAAGCCCAAACCCUGUGCUUUGGCAUGUCCUGGAUCCCAUCCUUUGGGAUUGUUGCCAGCAUCUUUUUCCUAAGCUUUGCAAAUGAAAUAAGGGACUUUCUCAUUUUAAUGCUUAUAGCUUUGCAAAGGUGGAGAUGAAUGAAACAAAGGAGGGACUUUGUUACAGCUUUCUGUUUCACCUGCCAAACACCAUGGUUCUACAGAGGAAAGAUGUGUAAGGACUACUUAAAGAGGUCCAAGAACCCUUGCAAUGUUGGCCAAUAUAAAGGAACCAGUAAUGAAGAAUGACCACGUCAACUAAAGAUAAUUUACAUGUAGCUUUUCCAGAAUAGACCUGUAUCAGUGAAGUUAAUUUAGUAUUGAAAUCAAGAAUACAGAAAAAAUGCAAGUCCCUUUGGCAUAAUAAAAUGCAUAACCCAAUUUGCCUGUGUAGAAAGCACUAUGAGCAGGUGGUAUCAGGAAAAAGACUCUGUUGUAGGAAAGCAUUUAGAUUAAUUCUGACUUUCCUUUACAUGAAGUGAUGAGAGGAUGACAAAGUGACAGACUAAUGUAUGAUGAAAUUUACUAAGCAGAAUUUUAUUUUUUUACUUGGUGGAAUUAUAAUUUAUGUAGUUGAUAUUGGAGUGGACUUCUGGGUAGCUAGUAAAUAUUUCUGUCAAGGACAGUAUUCUUGGAGUAUAUUGAUACUGUGUUUUAGAGGUCUUUCAUUAUUAAUAACUCAGAUAUUCAGUUAUGAGUGGUUUAAAAAUGACUGGGAAUGUAUUGAUACUGGGAAGAUGAAAUGGAUUUUCCUAGUUCAUCUCUUCCAGUGUGGAAUUUUUAUAAGGUAUUGGUUUGCUUUGAAAUAUGGCUACCAAGCUGCAUUUAAACAAAAAAGCAGUGGAGAUGCAUCAGAAACUGACUCUCCCAACCUCCUUGAAAAACAAGCUGUUGAUGUAGUAACUGAUAUUAACAUGCUCAGGGUAUUCAAGACUUUUCUUGAGACCACACCACAACUUUGUGUCCAGAUUUAUAUCCUCAUGGAAUAUGGCAAAAGUAAUUUCUCUCAAUAUGUUGCCAUUAUUAUGUCCUUUUGUGGUAUCUCCUUUUCAGCGGUUGAUUAUCAGAUUUCAUUACGAAAAUCUCUGCCUGAUAAAGAUGAAUUUCCUGUGCUUUCCAAGGUAGUGUAUCUCUUCUACAAACUGCUUACCAUCACUUCUUGGAUACUCAGUAUUACACUGAUCACGCUACUAAGUGUUAGAAGUUCUGUAAUUCUGCUGAUACUUCUUUGGAUCUGUGGCUUCACCUGGACUGUGAAACAACAUACAACAUUUUGCAAAUCAAAGAAGAUGGAAUAUCUGUACAGAACUGUUGUUGGAAUCAUUCUAAUUUUUACCUUUUUUAACAUAAAGGGGAGAAAAACAAAAGUUUGCAUUUCUAUUUAUUAUGCUACUCACACUGUUGUAACUCUAGGUAUUCUGUUUGUAUACCUGUUCUGGAAACCUUCCAUUAUUAAGGAAAUAAGUUUUACAAUUGUGAGCAUCCUAAGUAUUCUUAGUCUGGUGUUAGGUAUUAUUUUUCUUGUUGUUUAUUAUAGGCGUUUUCAUCCCACUGCUUACUGCAGACCACAGGCAUGUUCAGAUGAAGUUGAUGGAGAAGCUGGACACAAAGAUAGAGUGAAAAUCUGUAGAUUUCAAAAUUUCAUAAUGCAGUGAACAAUGUAGGUUUUUUUUUUUAUUGUGUGGACUUCAAAGCAAAUGCUGCUGGACAGCCUGUUCCUCUGUCAUUUUUUCUCAUGUAUUGUGGUUGAGUAGUGCAUAAUGGAUCAGAGUUACUUGCUCUGAAUAACUAUUGUUUUCAGUGAUGCUCUACAAAGCCUUUCUAACAUGAAUAUUUCUUUAUGUUCUGGUCAAAGUAACUUUUGAAAAAAAGUAAUUUAAUCCAGCCAACACAAUCCACUGUUUCCAUUUUUAGCAAUGCGAAUAAAACAUAGGGAAUGCUAAAAGUUAAUCAAAUCAAAGCUAGCAUUAAAACAAUAUUCUAUUAAUUUAUGUUGACUCUAUUGAAAACAAAGCUUGCUUUUCUGUUCUUGCUGGAAGGAAAGGAGUGUAUUUGAAAUAAUAGAGGGUGGUGAUCAGUUAUCUGCUUCUCCCCAUUAGCGUAAAAGCUGCAGUUCUUUAGAUGAGGAGAGUUACAAAUUGUGUGACCUUCUUUCUAAAUAUCCCCUGAAGAAGAAUAGCUUUGAUUUAUGGCUCAAUCACUGUCUUGCCACAAGAAAAUUUGGAGAGCUAUUUUCAAGUAUUUUAACUUCUAGGUGUUUUAAUGACCCCUUUAUUGGUUUUGUUCUGAUAAUCUCUCACAACCUUCUGUGUUUAGGGGUGAUGCCAGCUUGUUCCUCUGGAUUAUAAUAGCAGCCUGAGUGAUUUAUGGAUGGCAACAUGAGUCUUGCAUAUAAAAGAACUAUCUUCCUUGAAGCUUUCCUCUCUUUUGAGCUCUAAGAUUUAAUACUUUAAAUGCUGGUUUCUGUUGAAAAAGGAGGCUAUGCAAGGUAUGCAGUGGUGCAGUUUCUUUUGUCACUGUAGAAAAGAGAAGCAACUGUCCUGAUGCAUUGCACUUACAGGGUUUGGGAAUGAUAGAAUAAUCAGCUUGUCCCUCAAGAUUUUUUGGCAGAUGGCAGAGUGAAAUUGGGCAAAAUUUCAGUCCUGUGUUCAAAUGCUAAAUCCAUAACAAUGGGAAUAAGGUAGAUAGCCA
This is a messenger RNA of Neopsephotus bourkii (Bourke's parrot), 4028 nucleotides long. It is a transcript of the gene XKR9, whose product is annotated as XK related 9. Gene Ontology annotation, cellular component: plasma membrane. Gene Ontology annotation, biological process: apoptotic process involved in development; phosphatidylserine exposure on apoptotic cell surface; engulfment of apoptotic cell. NCBI's taxonomy places the organism in Eukaryota, Metazoa, Chordata, Aves, Psittaciformes, Psittacidae. The coding region runs from base 1850 to 2992 and encodes 380 amino acids. The record is from RefSeq and is a predicted model, not a curated record. The transcript is spliced from 4 exons.